AUUGGUUGGGGGUAGGGUUAGAAAGAUUUUAAACAGGGGUAUAAACGGAGGGUGCUUAUGGAGGGCUGUGAAUGACUCGCGAUCUGUGCUUGUACUUGGUGCUAAAAUAACUACGUUACUCGAUACUGUAUGUCCACUGAUUUCUGAUGGAAGUUUAUUUGUAUCAAAUUAUUUUGACAUUUGUUUUGUUUGGAAUAUUUUUGCCGCAAAGUGAAGCAAGUAGAAAUGAAACAGAUAAAAGAAGAUACGAAGACACAGAGACGCAAUUUCGACUUUUACCGCAAAGAAACCCAAAAAGAAGGAUACCUAGAAGAAAAUCCGGAAAAAUAGAGGUUGGUUUAAGUGAAGGAUCUGGUAAUGAACCUAAUGCCACCUCUUUUUCUGAAUGGGAAGAAUGGUCAAGAUGCAAAAACUGCCGACAAUUUAGGAAUCGCCACUGCAUUAACAUAGAAGAGUGUGAGGAUAAGAUUCAAAAGAUGUACAGGCCCUGCCAUUCAUCAUCAAACUGUAAGCAAAAAAUAUUGAUUAUGAUGGCAAAUCGAGGAGAUCCUAAAAAGAGGCCAAAAAAAGUGAGAAUCAUAAGAAAAUUAACUCCCUACUUCUUCACGGAGUGGUCAGACUGGUCACCAUGUUCCUCAUCAUGCUAUACAAAAAGGACAAGAAAGUGCAGAUUUCCUGGCCUUUGCGAUAAUAGUUCUUUGAGAGAAGAUUAUAAGCAAUGCUACAGAGAUGGAGAUGAUUGUGAAAAGCUAUUUUUUGAGCAGCAACAACGAUUAUUUGAGUAUCCUAAAAAUAUCGAUGAAUCGACUGAAAGUUUAAAAGAUAAUCCUUUGGAUAAUAUUGAAUGCGGAAUUCCAAAUGUCUCAGUACCAUCUGUACCACCGGAAUUCAGAAGGAUAACCGGUGGAAGGCCAUCCGUGAAAGGGGCAUGGCCAUGGCAGACCCUCAUUCUGAAUUCUGAUCGUGAACCAUUCUGUGGUGGAAUAUUGCUGUCCGAUAAGUGGGUGCUGACAGCAGCUCACUGCAUUCGAAAGCGCCUGUAUGUUCGAGCCGGUGAAUAUGAUCUCUCUCACUAUGAAAAGACCGAACAAGAAUGGUCUGUGUCGGAAUUUUGGAAGCAUCCUAAAUAUGAUCAGAAUACCGUGGACAAUGACAUAGCAUUAUUGAAGACGAUAAGGCCGUUUCAAUUGAAUUCUUACGUAACGCCGAUAUGCUUACCUUUACGAAGCGAUAAGCUGCCAGAGUUCGCAAGACUUACAAUCUUAGGUUGGGGAAAACGACGGAACUAUUCAAACUACGGCACAGACAUACUGCAUGAAGCUAAUGUUCCAAUAGUGAAUUUUAGAGAAUGUCAGAAAUCUUAUCAUGACCAGUACAUCAGCGAUAAUAUGUUAUGUGCCGGUUUCGAAGCUGGCCUGGUGGACUCAUGCAAAGGCGACAGCGGUGGACCUUUAAUGUAUCAAAGAAAAGAUGGCACUUGGGCAGUUUUUGGCGUAACUAGCUUUGGCGAUGGUUGCGGAGAGGCCAAGAAAUAUGGUGUUUAUGCCAACGUGUUAAAAUAUCUAUCUUGGAUAAGAAAUAUAAUUAAGAGAGGAGAAAUAUCACUAUAUGAUGAUGAUGUUGAUUAUUAGACUAACAUGCAUUAUUUAUUAAGAAUCUAGCUCAAGUUUUAAAAACAAAAAUAUUUUACGGAUUGUAAUUGUGUGGAAAUGUAUGCAAUUCGAGAGAUUUCGCAAAUUUGAGGUUAGCUUCUAUAUGCUCCCGUAGGUAAGAUUUCAAGUAAUUGCGCAUGCGUACUGGAAGUGCGCAUGUUCGAGUGAAAUGCGCACUCGCCCGUGAAAAAAAAAACUUAUAUAAGUGAAAAUAAGAGAUUUUUCAAAGAUCCGUAAGUUAGAAAUGCUACCGUGGUGGAAUAUCAUUUUAACUUUGAUCAAAAAAUCAAAACAAACAUUUACGAUGGACGUAGACUAUCUCUUUAAAACUGUGGCAUACGAUUCAAGAUGCUUUGCUUUACUUAAAACUGCGGUUCUGUGAGCAGAAAAAUUUGGUAGUUUGUAGAUAUUGUUGAAUCCAGCGAUAAAGAAUGCAGCUUAUCGUUAUCAUUAUUAAUAUUUAAAAAAAAUAUUGCUAAACUUCUAUUGAUUAUAUAACUAAAUUGUAUAGUUAAAAUAAACAUAAUUUAUAAUUUUAAAAUAGCGAAAAUUUAUCUAGUUUCUUAUGGAACUAGAGCAAUUAGACAAACAUAAUGUUAAAUAAAAACCAAUAAAAUUAUUUAUUUAUUGAAUCAACCAAUUGUCGAAAGAUGACACGAUUCAUUUCCACAAAUUCACAUUCCAUGUCCAUGUUUUUAUUUCGAAGGUAGGCUUAAACAGUAAACAGGAUUUAACCCCUUAACGAUCGGUAAAUUUUCAAGAAAACGGUCAUAAAAGUGCCGAUUUUUUUUAUCGGUGCUAUUUGAUUAGUGCUGACAUCUAGUUUAAAAUUAACUAACCAUCUACAAUUACCUUAAAAAUAUCCUGGUACUGCAAUCUGGUGUAUAAAAUGAGAAAUAAAAUGUUUUACGGGCAAAAUAAAUGAAUAAGUUUUAUUCUUAUUGUCGCGUUACUACUGAACACUCCAGCCCGGAAAUAUCACGGGAACGAGAAAUAGAGGGCGAAACCUCACCCCGUCAUUUUCACGGGAACAAGAAGGAAGGGUUUAAAAGCUAUAAACAGCGUGCUUGUAGCUCUGUCUUUGUAGCGUAAAUCUCGCCAACAUAACGUAAAGAUACGCAGCAUCUAAAAUAAACGCGAGCAUGCGAAGUUGCUUUAAUCUUACGUACAGGAGCGUACAAAAACUAACGUAAAAGUGCGAAAUCUCCCUCUAUUGUCCAAAUAAAAUUAUGUUGCGCUAAAUUUCUAAUUUCUAUCUUAAAAUGUGAUCAAGACGUUACUCACGAGCUAUUAAAUUUCAAAGUGGCCGGAUCCCGCUAUUGGUUGAAAAUUUCAUCGUUUCUUGUGGCAAGGGAGAGGAUGUGUAUCGGCUGGUGUUCACUUGACUUUUGCUUCAGAUUUCGUUUUCACUUGUGCUCUGGAUUUAUUUUAUUCUUGUAAAUAUUUAUGCAAUAUUAGUAUUAAAUUUUAUUUUCGUGACUUCGACUCUAAUAGAAAUUAUCACAAAAUUGUGCGAAUUAUAAAGAAUACUUUUAUUUUGAGCAAUUUUAAUAAUUAAGAAAAAUAUUUAUUUUGUCAUAUGCAUUAUACAUUAUAUCAUUUAUAAUGCUGUCUAUAGUGGCAGCAUUUAUAUUUAUUACCUUUAUUGCUCCAUACACUUUAUUUAAUAAUGAGCUUCAAUUUCAAAUAUUGCGCUCUUGCCUCUUUAAGGUAAAUAAAUUAUACAACGAGGAUAAUAGAUUGUUAACACAUUUAUUCGCAAAAAUAUUGUAUAAUUUAUGUCGUUUUAACAAGCUAGUAUUCAAGCUUAAGUUUUGAAAAAAAAUAUAGUUUUAUUUCCUUUUAGUAUUAUUAUUACUUCUAAUAAUAAUGUUAAUGCUAACUUUAAUGAAGUUAAACUGUUUUGGGCUUAUCUAGAAUCUAUUGUAUGCCUUAAAUCCUAUAUAGCUUAGAAUGCUCUUUCAAACUCGGUAAUAAAGCUAGAAAUGUUAUAGUAGCAAACUUUUUCACUAGUCUUAUUUUAUAAAAUAUACUUGCUUUUUUCAAAAUAAAUGUAUAUAGAUAUCA
Messenger RNA from Parasteatoda tepidariorum (common house spider), 3719 nucleotides. Its product is annotated as vitamin K-dependent protein C. NCBI's taxonomy places the organism in Eukaryota, Metazoa, Arthropoda, Arachnida, Araneae, Theridiidae. Gene Ontology annotation, molecular function: serine-type endopeptidase activity; calcium ion binding. The record is from RefSeq and is a predicted model, not a curated record. Gene Ontology annotation, biological process: blood coagulation; proteolysis.